Paramormyrops kingsleyae is the source of this 907-nucleotide messenger RNA. The record is from RefSeq and is a predicted model, not a curated record. Lineage: Eukaryota; Metazoa; Chordata; Actinopteri; Osteoglossiformes; Mormyridae.
CACAGAGACCAGCCCGUUGGAUCAACAUGAUGAGUUUUAAUGUGUUUCUUCUGUUGAAACUUCUACUGAUAUCAGAGUUUCACAGUCACUGUUUAUGCUUUUUGCAUCAGUACCAUUUUGUAAACAUUAACCUGACCUGGACUGACGCCCAGGCUUACUGCAGAGAGAACUACGCUGACUUGGCUACCAUUGACAAUAUGAAGGAGAUGAAAAGACUAACUGAGUCUGUAGACACUGAUUAUACUGGAGAGGCUUGGAUAGGACUGAAGAAAGGAACAUCAUGGAGAUGGCAUUGGUCCUCAGCAGAAGGAGAGACUGGGUACACCAACUGGGAUAAAGGUCAACCAGACAACAGUAAAAAUAAUGAGCACUGCACUGAUUUCGGAGACAGUGGUGUAUGGAAUGAUGCUCCCUGUUCAGUACGACUGUAUUUCAUCUGUUAUACUGCUCCCACCUGUAAAGACGGAAUAAAUGCUACCUGGAACUUCACCUGGAUUGAUAAAAAUAUGAAUUGGUCUGGUGCUCAGAACUACUGCAGAUACAGUUACACAGACCUGGCCACUGUGAGGAAUAAAGAAGAUAAUGACUUGAUACAUAAGAUGGUUACAAGUGGCACUUGGGUGUGGAUUGGCCUGUUCCAGGACACAUGGGAAUGGUCAGACCUGUCAAACUCCUCAUUCCGUAACUGGAAAAUGGGUCAAAAUGAUAAUGAGAAUAACACAUGUGCUUUAGUACAGGUCACCUGGCCUGGGACAUGGGAUAUGACACCAUGUGAUGAAAAGCAUCCAUUUGUAUGCUAUGAUGGUGAGUAAUGUAACUUUUCUGGGAGGAGUGGCCAAUUCUCACCUUUAUCUAGCAACUUUAAUUUAUACUAUUUUAAAAAUAAAUUACACUUAUAGUUGGUGUU